Messenger RNA from Emiliania huxleyi CCMP1516, 1191 nucleotides. RefSeq lists its product as hypothetical. The transcript has a single exon. Bases 1 to 1191 code for a protein of 396 amino acids. Lineage: Eukaryota; Haptophyta; Isochrysidales; Noelaerhabdaceae. The record is from RefSeq and is a predicted model, not a curated record.
AUGACGUCCUGCGGAUCCUCGCAGCUCGACACGGGCUGCGGCGAGUGCUUCUCGGCGGUGGCGGGCCGUACGCUACCGCCUCCCGGCCCGGCUGGCCGCGUCGCGAUCGCUACAGUGUGGGACGGCGGGCACGGCUACGCGUGCGCCAUCCCGCUGUGGUGCCAAGGAGCGUCGCGGCUGGCCAGCGUGGUUGGCGACGCAGAGCUGCUGAUCCUCUCGCCAAAGGUGAGCGAGGACUGCCCGAGCGCGCGCUACCUGCAGCCGGCUCGCACGAUCCAGGCGGCGCAGAGCUACCUCCACCGCCACGAAGGCAGGCUCGGCCGCAACUCUGGCCAGCGCGGCGCGUUCGCGGUGUCCAACCUGCUCAAGGUCGCCUUCCUCUCGCUCGGAUCGACGUACGAGCUGCUCCUCUACGCCGACCUCGACAUCGACCUCAUGGCUCGCCCGCUCGACGCCGCCACCUGGCGCAGCGGCGCGGAGGCGCUGUUGCGCUCUUCGGCGCUCUUUGUCUCGCUCUUCGACCACGCGUCGCCCGUCAACGGCGGGCUGUGGCUGGUGAGGCCGCGGUGCGACGUCUUCUCGCAGGCGGCGGAGCUGCUCGAGCGCGGCCGCUGGAGCGCCGCGGAGGGCUUCGACGGCGUCGGCGCGCCGCGCUCCUUCCCCCGGAGCCGGAUGCGGGAGGUGGCGGGCCUGCUGGCUGCGGGCUCCGACGCGAGCCUGUUCAAGGUGGAGGGGACGAUCAACGGGACGCACUACGGCAAGCUCAACAGCUGGGACUUUGUCAACGGCGCCCUCGACCAGGGCCUGCUCUGGUACCUCUUUUACCUCAAGAACGACCUCGGCACCUGGGCGCGGUACGACCGCGGCGAGCUGCCGUGGCGCGUGGAGCACUUUUGGGGCGUGUCGAAGCCGUGGCGAGCGGCGGCGGCGCGCGGCUACUGGAAGCGGCUCGCGCCGCUCGAGGGCGGCCGCAGCCGUCGCACGCACUGCCGCAACCUGUCGAAGCGGGGAAGCCGGUGGGCCGGGGCCGCCAGCAGCACCGCCUCAAAGAGCCUGGUCGGCCCGCUGCCGUGGCCCGAGGGAAUGCGCCGCUUCGGCGACCAGGCCGCCUCCUGGGACCUGUCGCGGCCCGGUGACUGCCGCCGCUCCGGGCCCGACUGCAAGCAGAACCGUGAGGCGUUCAGUAUAUGA